Molecule: messenger RNA, 823 nt
Organism: Saprolegnia parasitica CBS 223.65
Lineage: Eukaryota; Oomycota; Saprolegniomycetes; Saprolegniales; Saprolegniaceae
Exons: 1
Coding region: 6-776 (256 amino acids)
Source: RefSeq, a predicted model, not a curated record
CGACGAUGACGACGAUGGCAGCGCUGCGCGAAGAGAACGAGCGCCUGCGCCGGGCCCUCGCGCAGCAGGAAGACGAGUACGCGACGGCGCUCAAUGAGCAGCGCGAGCUCAAGAUCAAGCAUGCGCAGCUUCUGUACCGGCAGCGGCUGCGCCAGCGACACCCGUCGCUCGUCAUGAAGGAGCACGACACGCCCGAGACGUUUGACUUUCAUCGCCGCGAGAUGCGCAUCAUCUUGCUCGAGGAGGCGUACGAGCACAUGCUGCGCCUCGCAGACAAGGGCGCGACGUGGCUCGACCCCAACUCGGACGACGACGUCGAGCUUUUGGACGAGCAUCAGUCGUUCCACCGAUUGCACCGCCAUUGGCACCGCCACCGCAUGCCGGCCGACCUCGAAGACACGUUUGACGCUGGCGAUGACAACGACGACGACGACCCGACGAUUCCGAUGAACCUCGAAGCCGACUGCUGGAAGGACCUGCUCAACAUGUACGCCAACGGCAACCCGCAAAAGCUCAAAUACCUCACGUCCUGGGUCCGCUACAUCCUCCUUGGCGGCUCGAUUGGCACGCCUGACGCGCAGUUCCGCGCCGGCGUCGAGCUCACGUACCUCUCGAGCGAGCUCAUUGAAGGGUUCUCCAAGAUUCUCAUCCCGGCCAUCCAGCAGUACCGGCCGGACCUCGAAGUCCACGUGCUCACAAAAACCGUCGUGGACCGGAGUCUCCGCAUCGUCGUCAUGCCCCGCAAGAAGCCGCUCUCGCCACCGCCAGCGUCGUAGCGCAGGACGCCGUUUAUUUAAUACUACUUCAAUACUAGGACAGACAA